Molecule: messenger RNA, 2417 nt
Organism: Verruconis gallopava
Lineage: Eukaryota; Fungi; Ascomycota; Dothideomycetes; Venturiales; Sympoventuriaceae
Exons: 1
Coding region: 61-2397 (778 amino acids)
Cellular component (GO): nucleus
Molecular function (GO): nucleic acid binding; ATP binding
Source: RefSeq, a predicted model, not a curated record
CGAAGCUGCGCAGCACUUGAUGCUCUCAGAACCGACUUCCGUGAAGGAUAAUGCGCGGAAAUGCCUGCCCCGCUAUAUGCACGAUAUGUGCCACCCAAAAAGCCUGAGGCUCCUGUUGCUCAGCUCGAAGCUCCAUCCCAUCCUACUCCAGAGACGAGCAUAGUUGAAAACUCACUUUACGCCCGCUAUGUGCCACCCAAGAAAGCGAAACCUGCUGCGGCAGAUGCGGUCACGACAAACCAUGGCAACAUUGCCACCAAUGUGGAAGAAUCAGAAAAUCUGAAGGAACAAGAGGUUUCUCAGGGCAGGAAGCGGAAAAGAGACGAAGCGAUAGCCACCGAGCUUGAGAAGAAAGCCAAAUCAAAGAAUAAGGAAAAGAAACACAAGACGAGGGCACUUCAGGUAGCACAAGAAGUUGUGGAAGAUGCGUCAGAAUCACAUGACGCGGAUAAAGGGCCCGUUACGGCCAUCGUAGAGACGCACAGAGACAACCAGAGCAUUGACGACUUGACGGCUCCUGAAGCGGAUGAUGUCAAUGCGAUCCUCGCCAAGUACAGCGUGACAGGGAGGGCGAAUUACAGGGUGCAACAUGAGAAAGAACAACAUGAGGUUGGCUCUACGGGCGACGCUGAGAGCGAUGAUUACGAUCCUGAAGCAGGUGCUCAGGCCGUCUUCGCAAAAUAUCGCAAAGCCCUCACCUUGUCGCAAAAGCGCCAGAAGAAAGAGGCCAAGGCAGAAUCGGAGAGGGAGAAGAGCCCAGAGCCAGAACUGCACGAUCUUGUACCGAUUCCGCAGCCCGAAAAGGCUCCGCGAGCGCCUUACAAAGCUACAUUCAGCUCCCUGCCGGAGUGGAUAACGAAUCCGAGAGCUGUGCAGUCAGACGUGACGUUGCCGUUCAGCGAGUUGAACCUGGGCGACAAAAUAGCGGGAAAUCUUUCCCGCAAGAAGUUCGCAAACGCUCUAGCUGUACAGGCUGCCGUGCUGCCUUUGCUGCUUCCUGGGCGAGACAAAUAUCGAGGGGACGUGUGUGUCUCCGCACCGACGGGCUCAGGUAAAACUCUUUCUUAUGUUCUGCCCAUGGUUGCAAGCAUGCAGGAAAGAGCGAUGACGCGUCUGCGCGGAAUAAUCGUCGUACCCACAAGAGAACUGGUCACACAAGCAAGAGAGGUAGCAGAAAUGUGUGCGGCUGGAACCGGCGUCAAAAUUGGCACUGCUGUAGGCAGCGUUGCACUUGCGACGGAACAGCAACAGCUUGUAAAAAGAGGCCAAAAAUAUGAACCCGAAGCACGAAAAGCCCUCGACGAAGAGGCUGACAGUAGAAUCAACUUAGGGUUCGAUAAGGACGACGAUGUGCUUAAGGAGAUUGUGGAUCUGAUGCCUGAUCAUGUCCCCGAGUACGAUUCGGCGGUUGACAUCCUCAUCUGCACACCCGGACGUCUGGUGGACCACAUACGAUCUACAACUGGCUUCACUGUCAACUAUGUCGAGUGGCUUGUUAUCGAUGAAGCCGAUCGAUUACUUGAUUCGAAUUUCCAGGACUGGGUUGAUGUUGUCCUUCCUGCUCUGGAGCUCGGUGAACAGGACCCCAGGGCCAUAGUCCUAGCCGCACGGAAGGAGAAAGCCAUAGCGAAGGCGGUACGGAAAGUUAUUUUAAGCGCAACAAUGACACGGGACCUCAGCCAGCUAGCCAGUCUGAGACUCAACCGGCCGACUUUGGUAGCAAUCGUUGAGCCGGAAAAGCCACAGACGGAGGAAGAGGAGAAGACGCAAAAUGGACUGAGCGCUAUGCUCCCUUCCACUCUCAAAGAGAGCGCCGUACCUGUCGGCGACGGCAGUGAGAAGCCGCUCUAUUUGCUAAGGCUUCUUGAGCAGCGUUUGGAGAUCUUUGCACAAGACUCAACAGCGACCGUGUUGGUGUUUUGUGCAAAUGACGACAACGCAACGCGCCUAGCUCGACUUCUCUCGCUCCUUUCGCCGCCUCUGGCGUCACGGACGGCAGUGUUGACGAAGUCGGUAACAACGGCGUCACGGCGAAAGAUUCUCCACUUAUUUGGCAGAGCCGAUGGCAUUGCGAUAGUUAUCUCGACAGAUCGAUCAUCGCGCGGCCUGGAUGUCGAGAAUCUGACUCACGUCGUCAAUUAUGACAUUCCACCUUCAGUCACGUCCUAUGUUCACAGAGUAGGUCGAACGGCUCGCGCAGGAAGAUCUGGCGAUGCAUGGACAUUGGUCACGGACACGGAAGCGAGGUGGUUCUGGAAGACGAUCGCCAAGGGUGGCGAGAUCAAUCGCGCUGACAGAGCUGUGGAACGAGUUCGGUUGGGUGAAGCGGAUGACGCUACGAAGGAGUCGUAUCAAAAUGCCCUGGAACAGCUCGAGGAAGCGGUAAAAGGCCGGUAGCAUAUUUUGAAUCACAAAUG